AUGGCUCUUUCUCCAAUGGAGCGUCAUCUUCUUUGUAAUUCUUCAUCUUUACUACUACUCUUCUUAUUCAGUUCUGUUCCUAUCACUAGCCAAUUCCCAUUUGGUAGCAGCAAACAAGCUUAUCACCAUUCAAAUGUCACUUGUAUUGAAAGUGAACGACGUGCCCUUCUUCAACUCAAACAUGGAUUGAAAGAUGAAUUAAAUCGCCUGUCAUCUUGGAUUGGAGAAGGUUGUUGUUCAUGGGAAGGAGUUGGUUGCCACAAAACCACUGGUAGUGUUUUGAAACUUGAUCUACACGGUAUAAUGUAUGAUGAUUAUCACUGCACAAAUUGCUUGGGAGGCCAAUUAAGUCCAUCUUUGGUCAAUUUGACCAAUUUGCGAUACUUGGACAUGAGCUCAAAUAAUUUUUCAGGAAUCCAACUUCCUGCAUUCUUGGGAUUGUUGAAAAACUUGAGAUACCUCAAUCUCUCACAUGCAGGAUUUGAUGGUGAAAUUCCCCACCAUUUAGGAAACCUCUCACAUUUACGGUAUUUAGAUCUUGGGUGGAAUUCAUUGAGCACUAAGGAUCUCGGGUGGGUUGCUGGGCUCUCUUCUCUAGAAGGCCUAGUCCUGUCUAAGUUGAACCUUGCAGCCGCUCAAGAUGGAUUACAGUCAAUUAACAUGCUUCUUUCACUAACAACACUAGACUUGAAUGGUUGUGAUCUCUUCAUCCAUCCUCAUCUUUCACAUGUCAAUUUCACAUCUCUUGCUUUCCUUGAUCUCAGUGGAAAUAAUUUCAACAACUACAUGGCCCCUCCUUGGCUCCGUAAUCUUACUGGCCUCCAUGAUCUUCGUCUUGUUGAAGGCCUAGUCCUGUCCACGGUGAGCGUUAUAGAUGCUCGAGAUGGGUUACAAUCAAUUAACAUGCUUCCUUCGCUAACAACACUAGACUUAAAUGGUUGUGGUCAUUUCAUCCAUCCUCAUCUUUCACAUGUCAAUUUCACAUCUCUUGCUUUCCUUGAUCUCGUCGUAAAUAAUUUCAACAACAACAUGGUCCCUUCUUGGCUCUGUAAUCUUACUGGCCUCCAUGAUCUUCGUUUUGGUAAUAAUAAUCUUUAUGAUCCAAUUCAUGGCCUGUUUGACCAAAUGACCUCUCUAGUUUAUCUCGAUCUAUCUCCAAACCGCUUUGAUGCUUCAACGUUGAAAUCACUUUGUAAUGCAAGCAGUCUUACUUAUUUGGAUCUGAGUGAUAAUAAUUUGCAAGGGUCAAUAGCAAGUGAAAUAGGCCAACUUAUAAAUCUUACUUAUUUGGAUCUGAGCGGCAAUAAUGUGCAAGGGUCAAUACCAAGUGAAAUAGGUCAACUUCCAAAACUAACAAGGCUAUUAUUGUCCUCUAAUAAAUUAAAUGGUACCAUACCAAUCAAUCUUGGGCAGCUGACGAAGCUACAAGAUUUUGACGUUGGAGACAAUUCAUUGACCGGGGUCCUAUCUGAAGACCAUUUUACGAAACUACGAGAGCUGAAGUCACUGGACCUAACUGGAAACUCACUCGCUCUGAACGUGAGCUCCUCAUGGAUUCCUCCUUUUCAACUCCGUGAAAUUCAGAUGCAAUCCAUCAUAGUGGGACCUAGGUUUCCAGCUUGGCUUCGGACACAGAAGGGGCUUGGGGUUUUAGACAUGCGGAAAGCGAGCAUUUCAGAUGCCAUACCCAACUGGUUUCUCUCUAAAAACAAAUCGUCCACUGUGCGCAGCUGGUUAUAUCUUUCACAAAAUUUUCUUACUGGACAUAUUCCGCAGCUUCAUCAUGCGCUGAGCAUUCUCUAUCUGAAUGAUAACCGUUUCACAGGUACUAUCCCUGAAGAUUUGUGCAAGUUGGAAAAUUUAUAUAUUCUGGAUCUAUCCAACAAUCUUCUGUCCGGAAGAGUUCCUCUGUGUCUAGGAAACUUGCGAGACCUGAAGCUCCUAAAGUUGGCAAAUAACAGUCUAUCCGGUCAAAUUCCGAUUUCACUGGGUCUUCGAGUUCUGAACCUAGCACAUAAUAACUUGAGUGGAUUUAUUCCUCACUGCUUUAACAACAUUAGUGCCAUGAUGGUAUCAGGGCCAGAUGGACUUUACGACAUUUAUGGACAAGAUAGGCUUCAAGACAUUAAGGGAGGAAGAGAAGAUGAGUUUGACUCAGGGGACCUUCGGCUUCUUAGAUCCGAAACAAUGGAGGCUAUUCCCUCAGCUUCUGGCGAUGUGGGAUUACAAAAUUCUGCCACAGUCAAGAAUCAAGAAUUGUGGCUGCAGCAAGAAGUCAAGAAUUGCUGCUGUGGCUUGACUUUAACAAAUCUCCACCUUGGCAUAAUUUUGAGUACCACUAUCGACAAUAGUAAAAUUGCUCCACCUUCUCCACAUAAGCCCCAAUGGGCAUAA
Molecule: messenger RNA, 2394 nt
Organism: Coffea eugenioides
Lineage: Eukaryota; Viridiplantae; Streptophyta; Magnoliopsida; Gentianales; Rubiaceae
Product: receptor-like protein EIX1
Exons: 4
Coding region: 1-2394 (797 amino acids)
Molecular function (GO): protein binding
Source: RefSeq, a predicted model, not a curated record